Purpureocillium takamizusanense is the source of this 1113-nucleotide messenger RNA. RefSeq lists its product as uncharacterized. The record is from RefSeq and is a predicted model, not a curated record. The transcript is spliced from 2 exons. The coding region runs from base 1 to 1113 and encodes 370 amino acids. Lineage: Eukaryota; Fungi; Ascomycota; Sordariomycetes; Hypocreales; Ophiocordycipitaceae.
AUGGCCAUGCAGCCCAUUCCCGACCAGCACAGGGCCCUCGUCCUCGAGAACAGAGACACCGGCCUGGAGUUGAAGACUCUGCCGACGCCGCAGCCUGGACUAGGUAGCGCGAUUGUCCGAGUGGAGGCUACUUGCAUACUGCCCUACUAUCAGAAUGUCAUCCGCCAUUACCCCAUCCCGACGCCUCUUGUCGGCGGCUUCAGCGCCAUCGGGCGCAUCGCGGCGGUCGGCGUCGAUGCCGCGUCUCUAAAGCCGGGCCAGCUCGUGUACGUCGACAGUGUCGUACGCGCUCGCGACAAUCCCGACGCGUCGUUUCUGUCAGGCGUCAUCGAGGGGUUCACGGACGAGAGCAAGUACCUGAUGCGAAACGUGUGGCGAGACAGCUCCUUUGCAGAGUACAUGAAGGCCCCGCUGGAGAACUGCAUUCCGCUGAACGAGAAGCGCCUGUGCAAAGAGCUCAAGUACUCGGUCCCGGAGCUCAUGUAUAUGGCGUACCUGCUCAUCCCCUACGGCGGCCUGAGAGACAUCGGGCUCGAGCCGGGAGAGACCAUCGUCGUCUGCCCCGCGACGGGCGGAUACGGCGGCGCAGCUGUGCAGGUGGCCGUGUCGAUGGGCGCGAGAGUGAUAGCCAUGGGUCGCAGCAGCGAGAAGCUGGCCACGUUGAAGGAGCAUGUGCAACGGACAUGGCCGGGCGCCAGCUUUGACACGGCCGUCAUUGCCGGGGACGAGGCAAGCGAUCUUGACACUCUGCGAGCUUUCGGCACGAUUGACGCUGUGCUCGACUUGACGCCCUCGACGGCCUCCGCGUCGACGCACACCAGGAGCGCCAUCAGAGUUCUGCGACUCGGCGGCAGAAUCAGCCUAAUGGGUUCUACAAAAAACAUAGGGGCUCCCGAGAUCUUGACCAACAGCAUCACACUUAAAGGCAAAAUGAUGUACGAAAGGGCAGACAUUGCGCAAUUUGUGAAAAUGAUGGAAAGUGGCAUCUUUCCACGGGAUAAGGGAUUUGUCCAUGUCAAGACUUUCGCCCUCGAGGACUGGAAGCAAGGUCUCGACACUGCAGCUUACCAUGUGGGCAUCGGUAAAUGUGCCGUCUUUGUUCCACAGACUUGA